UCAGAAUUCCUCUUUGCUUGCUGUUUAUUCUAUAAAGAUUUUAUCUCCAGCAUGUUCUGCACAGUUUAUUACUCUUAAUGAACCAUAUUCAUGCUCUCUGAGGAUCCAGAUCUAAUGUUUUUGAUGUAAAUAUAAAUGUAUUCACUCUUUAUAAAUCAUUAAUAAACUGCAGAUCGAUCAGCAGGACCACUGCAAGGAUUACAUCUAUUCCUCACGGUCGGUAUUGAUUAUUAGUUCUGAUUAUUGAUUGUGAUAUUGUGUUUGGAACAUAAACAGAAGUUAUUCAGUGUGUGGUUGAUUGUACGCUGACUCUACCUGAUCUCAGGUGUUUACAGUCUGGUUGGAGAAGCAGGUCUGUGUGGAGGCUGAGGUGACUCUGCACUCAAGCUCCUCCCACUUUCAGAUUCACCCCUGUAGACCUGUUACCUCCUCCUCCUGCUCCUGCUGCUCCUCUUCCUCCUCAUCCUCCUGCUCCUCCCCCUGUGUGAGGUUGCGUAUAUAUUAGACCCCUGUAGACGGGUGUUGAGCUGGAGAUCUGCUGAAGGUCAGGAUGAAGCUCUUCGCUGUGCUGCUGCUGCUGGGGAUGUUCUCUCUCUCCGUGGCCGAGGUCGUGGACUCCUUCAAAGACACCUGUCCUCAGUUCUUCAUCAGAGACAAAAAAAACCGAGCCGUCCCUCCGACUGUUACGAGUAGACCUAAGUAUAGGCAGAUCUGUCAGUUCUAUAAAGGAGAUUACAGGUUCGCCACUCUGUAUGACACCAAGUUCAAGAUCCCCGUCUACUCCGCCUACACCUACUCUUUUACUGAGAGUGGGGACAUAAAGGGUCCCUGGGACUGGAAGAUUGAGCCUCAGCUCGACGACCCCAACAAGGGAGAAGACAUGAAAACAGAGGAGGAGGAGAAAGAACUUGGUUAUCGGUUUCAGGCUCAGAAAAAAGACUACGAGAACACCAGCUACACCAUGGGUCACGUGUUUCCAAGAAGCUACGCACGGAGUGAUCCACACAAAGAGUCCACCUUCACACUCACCAACGCAGCUCCUCAGACAGAGGACAGUAAUAAACAAUGGGUGGAAAAGGUGGAGGAGGAGAUGCUUAAAAAGAUUAAAGGAAACUGUGACAGAAAUUCUUUUGUGUACAUUGUGAGUGGAGUGGUUCCAGGAGAUAAGAAGUGGCUGCCAAUAACACGGGAGGUGGGGGGGGAAACAAUUGAUCAUGGAGUUAAUAUUCCUAGUCACUUCUGGACCGCGUAUUCCUGCAAAAGCAAGAAAAAACGCAGCGAAAACGUAUCUAACGCCUACAUCGCUGAGCAGAUCACCCCCCUAUUUCCUGAGAAUCUGACCGUUGAUAAGCUAAAUAAAUGCCUCAGAAGUCUCUACGAAGACGAUCAGUUCAGUGUGUUUGGCAAAAUCAAGCAGAAACAAGACAAGGGGAAGUUCAAUGACGAACUUUAAGUUGGCUUGGAAUAGUGCGCUAAUAACGUUUAAAAAAGUUAAAAUGGUUGCUAAGCUGUUUCUAUCUGGAGCGUGUUAAGAGUGGUUGCUAUGCUGUUAACUUUUGACUAAAAGUACAAAAUCUUUAAACUAAAAGCUAAACUUCAAAAACUUUUGGCUAAAAGCGAAAGUCUAAAUUAUAUCUGUGAUGGUUGCUAAGGUGUUGCUAGGCAGUUGCUAAGUAUACCAAGUGAUUUGAUAAGGUGUUGAUAAUUGGUAGCUAGGCAGUUCAUAUCAUAUAUAAAGUGGUUGCUAAGGUGCUGAUAGACAGUUGCUAAUGUGUUAUUAAGUGGUUGCUAUCACAUAUGCGGUGGUUGCUAAUGUGUUGCUAGGCAGUUGCUAACAUAUUCCAGGUGGCUGCUUAUUGGUUGCUAAACAGUUGGUAUAAUUUCUGAAGUUACUAAGGUGUUGCAGGUAGUUGCUAAGGUGGUUGCUAUCAUAAAAGUGGUGGUUGCUAAGGUUUUGCUAGGUGGUUGUUAAGGUGUUGUUGAUUGGUUGUUAGGUGGUAGGAUUUGCCCAAUAGCUGUUUAAUGCAGCAGCUCCUCCAUACAGAGAUACAGAUAUAUGGGGAAAAUUCGUACGAUAAUUUUACAAAAACCCUAGAUCGGAUCGGUUUACCUAGCAUAUCAUUUGAAACUUCGUUUGAAAAUGUUGCCAAAAGUUUGUGGACACUUUUGAAUGGAUCCCUAUGGGGAAAUGUCCGGGCCUGAAAACGUCGGCUGUAUGAAAAAAAGCACAAGUAACCUAAUCCGGUAUAGGUCCUACGAUACUGCAAAAUUCCGUGAUUCUACGUAAAAGCUGUAGGAGGAGUUUAUUUAUAAAAGUUUAUUUAUGCGUUAGUACUUUGCUUCACGCCUGAUCUAAGAUUUUUAUGCUAAUUAAUGAAUCAGAU
Astyanax mexicanus (Mexican tetra) is the source of this 2384-nucleotide messenger RNA. RefSeq names its product endonuclease domain-containing 1 protein-like. The coding region runs from base 551 to 1453 and encodes 300 amino acids. The transcript has 2 exons. Gene Ontology annotation, molecular function: metal ion binding; hydrolase activity; nucleic acid binding. The record is from RefSeq and is a predicted model, not a curated record. Lineage: Eukaryota; Metazoa; Chordata; Actinopteri; Characiformes; Acestrorhamphidae.